UUCUUGAAGAAAAAGCAAAACGAAAACACCAUAAAACCCUUGUUCAUUCAUUCAAUAAAAUCUCCUUCAAAUCCCUUGAUUCCUAUUCAAAUUUACAGAAAAUUAUACAAAAAAUAAAAAGAAGAAAGAUGGAUGUGAUAAAAUCACAGCAAUUAUCAUCAAGGCCGAUCGACAAAGUGGUGGUGCAUCCGUUAGUUCUCCUUAGCAUCGUCGACAACUACUAUCGUGUCGCUAAGGACACUCGCAAGCGUGUUGUUGGUGUUCUUCUUGGUUCCUCUUUCAAAGGCACCGUUGACGUCACCAACAGCUACGCAGUGCCUUUUGAGGAAGAUGACAGGGAUCCCAGCAUUUGGUUUCUUGAUCACAACUAUCAUGAGGCCAUGUUCUCCAUGUUUAAGAGAAUCAAUGCUAAGGAGCAUGUGGUAGGAUGGUAUAGCACUGGCCCAAAGCUGAGGGAGAAUGAUCUUGAUGUUCAUGGUUUAUUCAACGACUAUGUACCAAACCCUGUGCUGGUGAUUAUUGAUGUCCAACCAAAGGAAUUGGGAAUACCAACCAAAGCUUACUAUGCAAUUGAAGAGGUUAAGGAGAAUGCUACCCAGAAAAGCCAGAAGGUUUUUGUUCAUGUGCCCUCAGAAAUUGCCGCUCACGAAGUGGAAGAAAUUGGAGUGGAGCACUUGCUGAGGGAUGUGAAGGAUACGACCAUCAGUACCCUUGCAACAGAGGUCACUGGAAAGCUGGCAGCGUUGAAGGGUUUAGAUGCAAGACUGAAGGAGAUACGUGGAUAUCUGGACCUUGUCAUAGAUGGAAAACUUCCAUUAAACCACGAAAUCUUGUACCACCUACAGGACGUGUUCAACCUUCUACCAAAUUUGAAUGUGGCCGAUUUGAUUAAGGCAUUUGCAGUGAAAACAAAUGAUCAGAUGCUUGUUAUCUACCUUUCUUCCCUGAUCAGAAGUGUGAUUGCUCUUCACAACUUGAUCAAUAACAAGAUGCUUAACAAAGAACAUGAGAAGGCUGAGGAUGCAAAACCAACAACAGUAGCACCGGUUGCUGGGAGCUAAGCCUGCUUUAUGCCAGAAAUCCUUACAGUUUAUGAGGUUUUUCUUUCCGUAAUUUCAAGGUUCCCUUCCAAUGAGAGGCAAUGAAAUCAAUCUUUUAGAUGCUUAAUCUGAUUAGGUAUUUGUAUCAUUGCUGAAUCGCUCAUGUAGUAUGUUCAAUUCAGGUACUUUUGUGUUGAUCUUGAGACAUUUAGAAUCA
Erigeron canadensis is the source of this 1257-nucleotide messenger RNA. RefSeq names its product 26S proteasome non-ATPase regulatory subunit 7 homolog A. Bases 129 to 1061 code for a protein of 310 amino acids. Gene Ontology annotation, molecular function: metallopeptidase activity; protein binding. Gene Ontology annotation, biological process: proteasome-mediated ubiquitin-dependent protein catabolic process. The record is from RefSeq and is a predicted model, not a curated record. NCBI's taxonomy places the organism in Eukaryota, Viridiplantae, Streptophyta, Magnoliopsida, Asterales, Asteraceae. The transcript has 10 exons. Gene Ontology annotation, cellular component: proteasome regulatory particle; proteasome complex.